AUGGCGCGCCCAUCCGUAGAGAUCCCAGAGCAGCUCGCGAGCCAGCUCAGCGAGCGACCCACGUUUGAACGUUCCGCCACAGACGCCAAAGACGUCAAGAAUGUCGAGACCGACCCGGAGGUCAACCACCUUACCCAGCAUGAGGAUGAGGAGGACGACAGGGCGAGUAUUGAAGUCGAGCAGAGUAUCGGUGUGACCAAGAUUGAGGCGCUGUACCUCGUCUUUGGCAAGGGAUGGAAGUUGUGGUUGCUUUGGGGUUCCAUCGCCUUGAUCGCCAAUGUCUAUUCUCUCUCCUCCAAUACCACUUACAACUACACUGCCUUUGCCACCUCUUCCUUCGGUGAACACACUGUCCUCGGUACGAUCACUGUCAUCACCGGUAUCAUGGCCGGUGUCGCCAAACCCUUCCUUGCCAAGAUGGCCGACUUGUGGUCCCGACCUCUCGCCAUCGCUGUCUCCGUCUUCUUCUACACUGUCGGCUACAUUGCCAUCGCGGCUUCCAAGACCGUCUCUGACGUUGCUGGUGGAGAAGUCCUCUACACUCUGGGUAACACCGGUAUCGACUUCCUCGUCACCAUCCUCCUCGGCGACAUCACAUCCCUUCAAUGGCGAGGUGCCAUCGUCGGUCUCUACUCUAUCCCCUACGUCAUCUGGGCUUUCGUCGCCGGUGACAUCUCGGACGGUAUCAGCGCCUACACGAGCGACGGCUGGCGAUGGGGUUACGGCAUGUUCACCAUCAUGGUGCCCAUCUGCAUUGCCCCCGCCCUCAUCAUCCUCUUCUGGGCCGACAAGAAGGCCAAGAAGGUCGGUGCUUUGUCGCUCGCUUCGUCCACCUACACCCGAGACAUGAUCCUCCGAAAGCAGCAAGCCGCUCAGCGGACAUGGUACCAGACCUGCAUCUACUAUGCUCGACAGAUCGAUGCCGUCGGUCUCUUGCUCCUCGGUUUCGCUUUCGGCUGUAUCCUUUCUCCCUUCACCCUCUCCUCGACCGCGUCCAACGGCUACAAAAACCCCUCUUUGAUCGCUUUGCUUGCUGUCGGUGGCGUCUUGUUCAUCUCGUUCUGUCUUUGGGAGUGGAAGGUCGCUUCUCACCCGAUCAUGCCUCGACGAGUGUUCAACAGGACCUUUAUCUGCUGCAUCUUGAUCGACUGGAACUACUAUUUCUCCGGAUACCUUUCCGACGCUUACUGGUCUUCCUGGCUCUGGGUCGCUAUGGACUACGACUCCAAGGGCUACACCUACAUGCAGAACAUCCUUACUGUCGGUCUUUGUUUUUUCGGUGCCCUUGCCGGUCUUGUCCAGCGAUACACCCACAGGUUCAAGUACCUCCAGCUUACCGGUCUUGCCAUCCGUGUCAUCGGUAUGGGUCUCGGUUUCAUGGCCGUUAACGGACACAUGACCAACGCCGUCGUCGUCUCUUCCCGAGUCCUCAUCUCCCUCGGUGGUGGUAUCUCUGUCGUCUCCUCCCAAGUAGCCGUCCAAGGUUCCGUCCCCCACGCCGACAUGGCCCUCGCCAUGGCCAUUCUCUCCCUCUGGACAUCUAUCGGUGGUGCUAUCGGUUCCGCCAUCGCUGCUGCUGUUUGGAACCAGCGUGUGCCCCACUUCUUGAGCGAGUACGUUGGUGAUGUCUACAAUGCGACCGAGUUGGCCGAGAUCUUUGGGUCUAUUACGGUCGCUAGGGCUGCUGAGCCCAGGGCUUUGAUCAUCGAGGCCUACAACGACGCGAUCCACCCCCUCAUGCUCGCCGCUCUCCUCACAUCCAUGCUUUCCCUCAUCUUUGGUGCCUUCACCAGCAACUUUUACCUCGGCGAGCAUCAGAACGCUGUCGAGAAGAAGAUCAUUGCCAUGCGCCCUGCCGAGGAGACGGAUGAGCAGAUAGUAGCGAGAAAGGCGGCGGAGAAGGAGGCGGAAAUUGCUGCGAGGUUGGGUGUCGAGCAUGAGAAGACUCAUACUUUGGAGCAGUAG
Molecule: messenger RNA, 1965 nt
Organism: Cryptococcus wingfieldii CBS 7118
Lineage: Eukaryota; Fungi; Basidiomycota; Tremellomycetes; Tremellales; Cryptococcaceae
Product: siderophore-iron transporter Str1
Exons: 8
Coding region: 1-1965 (654 amino acids)
Biological process (GO): transmembrane transport
Molecular function (GO): transmembrane transporter activity
Source: RefSeq, a predicted model, not a curated record